CCGCCCGCAGCACGUGACCCCGCCCGCGGCCUCUCUCCACUCACUACCUGCUGCGAUACGGCGCGGCGACAGGCGAGAAGGCGGCGGCGGCGAGUGGCGUGAGAAGGAGGAGGCGGCGGAGGAGACAGUGGCGUGAGAGGCAGCGGCGUGAGAGGCUGUCCGCAACGGAGUGACUGAGCACACGCAGGCGGCGGGCACGAUGACGGAGUACAAGUUGGUGGUGGUUGGCGCAGGAGGCGUGGGCAAGAGUGCCCUCACCAUCCAGCUCAUCCAGAACCACUUUGUGGACGAAUACGACCCCACCAUCGAGGACUCGUACCGCAAGCAGGUGGUGAUUGACAGCGAGACGUGUCUGCUGGACAUCCUGGACACGGCCGGGCAGGAGGAGUACAGCGCCAUGCGCGACCAGUACAUGCGCACGGGCGAGGGCUUCCUCUGCGUCUUCGCCAUCAACAACUCUAAGUCCUUCGAGGACAUCCACCAGUACAGGGAGCAGAUCAAGCGUGUCAAGGACUCGGACGACGUGCCCAUGGUGCUGGUGGGCAACAAGUGUGACCUCCCAGCACGCACAGUCGACACCAAACAGGCGCAGGACCUGGCGCGCAGCUACGGGAUCCCUUACGUUGAGACGUCCGCCAAGACGCGGCAGGGCGUGGAAGAUGCGUUCUACACCCUGGUGCGUGAGAUCCGGGACCACAAACUGCGCAAGAUGAACAACGCCAACAACAAGGACGAGUGCAGCGUGUGCAGCUGCGUGCUCUCCUGACCCCUGGUGCUUGUGCAUGCGGAGAUGCCGUAGAGUGCCACUAUGCGGCCGCCGCCUGCAUUCGAGCCCCGAGGUGCUGGUCUCCGCCGACAUCCCGGGGCUGCGAGACCUUCCUGAGGGGCCGGGGGGAGCUGCAGGCGGCCAGUCCAACCCAGCCUCUCCCUCCCUCAUCUCCCACAGCCAUGGCCACUCACUCUUUAAUGCUGGCCAUGUUUAUCAACGGGCGGCAGUGCACAGCGGCCCGCGGGCUCGGAGUGCCGAACUCUUAACGCUGCCGUCGCCGCCGCCACCACCACCACCACAGCUACGCUGAUGCACUCUCCCUCUGGGGCCGGGACCCCCGUCUUGUUGCUGCUGUAGGAACGUGGCACACUGCUCCACGUCUGUCCCGCUGUAGGAACGUGGCGCGCUGCCCAGCACCUCUGGUGUGCAGGGACGGCGGGCGCAGCCAGGGCAGUUGGUUGGUUUCUAGUGGCAUGAGCCGUGAACUCGAAAGGGAAAUGCCUAACAGGUUGUACCACGUGCGGAGUUGCGAUGAUUUCACUGCACAUUUGAAUUUUGAAAAUUAUUUUGUUUUUAUUUAGUCCUGUUGUCUAACACAGUUGUUUUGAGUAGAUGUGCGGAAGUGUGUUUUACUGCGUAUGACUGCAUUUGUGUGCAUGUGUGUGCGCAUGUGGGGAGUGGUGGUGGAGUGGUUCACACACUGAUUUUUGGCCAUGCUCAUGUAAAUGGGUACUGGAACCGUGCCUGUGCCUCCUCUAGGUUGACUCGGUCUAAACACGAGUACCUUGUGCGGUGAUGUGUCAACAUCAAUACUGGAGAGAUGGGUAUGCAUGGCGCUAGCCAGACAACCCCCUCUUGUGCUGUGCCAGCCUGCAUAGGUGCUCACCAACAGCGUUUGCCCCGCAGUCUAUAAGGCUGACCUAUAUGUAUAUAAAUGUAAACGCAGUAUAUAAUUGUGCGUGUGUGUAUAAAGUACUGAUCGAGAAACCAUUUCAGAAAACCUAAAGCCAAAAAUGUGGCGAUGUGAAUCUCAUGUUAGAGCAGUUGUGUGUUAUUUGUUCAUCGCACUUCGCUUCGAUCCCCUCUUUCCCAUUUAGCUGGCUCAUGACUGGCACCUCUAUGACAGGGCUGUGUGACAGAUGGAGCUUCCGCCGUGUCGAGACGGCAGUGGGAGGGAGCUCGUGCUCCCAGCCGCGGGUGCAACCGCUUUGUCACCACAGACACUGGGACAUUCUUGGAUUGGUAAAUAACCGGUAACCGUUUGAGAAUUGGUUACCAGUCCGGAGAGUCAGGAGCCGGUAACCGUUUCAAACAAAAUGUUAGCAUUGAAUGCGCUGAUUGGCAUGGUGCAAGCAUACAAACGGCACGUUUACCCUCGUAACUCGGCUAGACGGAGCUCUCGAGGGUAUUUGGUCGACCACGCUGAUUAGACGUCUCAGAAGAGGUGGGCAUACCCACACUUUACCCCACUGCAUGCGACCUGCUGAUCAACUAUGGUCAACCCAUAUAUUCUGCCAGGUGGACAGACGAUGGCAAAAUUUUGGACACUUGCCCCAUUUUAUCAGCUGCCACGUCAAGAGAUUGAAUCAAACCACCAGCGAACUCUGGAUUGCAAGGCUAGUGUGCUCACCAUUACAACGUGGCAACGGCAUGCGUUGCUCAGUUAAAAAAGGUAAACGUUUCAUGUAUGUGGCACACAGGUGACUAGUGUUUUUUUCCAGAUUUAUUUGAAUGCGGUUACCGGCAAUACAAAUGGAUUUUCACGACCCUGGAACGUCCCCCUCGCAGGGCACAGAAGCCGCGAGUGGCGGGGUGGGCACGCCUUGCCUUGCCAGCCCCACUCGGCGCGCUUGGCUGGCGAACCCACGUGUGAAGAAACGUAACGCUGCCUUUUUGACUCGUAAGGCGGGCCUUCAUAGUGCAGAGCUUGUCCUCAGCCAAUUCACUUGGUCGUGACAUUUUAUGCAUUUGCAGCCAGGUGGGGUGUGACUUGCCACCGUGCGCCCGUUGCACAGGAAAAUAGGGCUCGGCAGAAGUCGACCCAAAGCCACCGAUUCUGCACAGGCCGCCACCCUCUUCAGAAUCGCCACUGUUGUACAGUGACCAGCGCAGUGGGAUGGUAAGAGGAUAUGUUCAUCUCCGCAGGCUAGAAUGCUCAAUGAGGGUACGUUUUUAUCCAUUUUUGAUCAGUAGCUGCCUAAAACAUUAACUUAAUUAAUGUAUAACUUGUAGGUGCGUUGGUAAUGUGGUCCCGUAAAUCGGCGGUGUGGAGACGGCUUGUGGCUUGCGCAGGAAUCUGAGCCAUGAUUAUCAGCAUGAGACAACCACCUUCUGAGCAACUUGAUGGUGCCUGCCAAAGGCAGUAUAGCAAGUCGGUUGCAGCUAGCUUCAUCUUUUUAGUCGAGAUUUGAGUGUUCUCUUGUAUGCCUUGGUUUUCUCCAGUCUCUGGUUUCCUCCCAUGUGUAAAAAUACUCGACAACAGACUUAACACCACUGGAAGAGGUCCUUCUUGAAACUGCCUUCAAGACUUGCUGAUGCUUUCCUGGGUGGAGACUUUCCAUUGUUGCUUUGGUUAUUUAAGGCCCUGUGCAAGGCCUUGCAAUUUAAGUGUUUUGCUUCGUAAAUUACCUAUACUCGAGUCAAGUUCAACGUGCGAUGUUUUAAACGUGGAGACACUGGAGAGCCGAUCUUGGUGGAGUCCGAGUGUUAUUACUGUUUUUGAAUGAAACACCCUUCGUGUUCAGGCUUGCCUCGUAUGAGGCUUAUUUGAAUCGCUGCUGGAUAAGCAGGGCUUUCAUUUUGUGUUUAAAAGGCAGUGGUGAAUCUCUGCAAUCCAUGGAAAUGAAUAAUUGGUCGUUGAACGCCUCUGCUCUGGUUGUGGUUAUCCAGAACUACAUUUUUACUGUAAGUGGCUUCACAAUUGCAAUGCACACAAGGAAUGUGAUGUGUAUGUAGAUGUGGCUCACAAACAUUGCCCAUCACAGUAGGACAUUGAUAGAAGUACCCGAGGUUGUAGUGAUUGACUUUAGUUCUGCAAGGGAGGUCACUGCAGUGUAGUGGGCUCCAUAUGGCAGGGUGGUGGCAAAGGGGUAACACUCGUGCCUCACAGCAAGAAAAACCUCCGAUGAAUUUCCAACUCGGGUGCCUAAAUGUGUGCAGUUCGUAUGUUCUCCGGUUCUACAUGGGUUUCCUCUGGGUUCUGUGAGUUCCUCCCAUAGUUGAAAAAGAGUGUCACUGAUAUUGGCUGAAAAUGUACCUGCAAGUUACUCAAUUGAGAUUCCACAUAGCAACAUCGUAAAAACUUGGAAGAACCCUUCUGAAAAAGGCUUAAGACUCUACAAUGCUUUCCUGGUUAAAUAAGCAAGAUACUAAUUCAUAACAUGUUGCUCUGUACCUCGAUAAGCUUUGCAACAGUCAGCAAUCUCCAAUGUAAUGUUGCUAACUUAAAUCAACUCAAGGAUUUCCAUACACGUGCCAUGACCCAAAACUAACUCCUGGCAGCUAUGACGAAUACGCAGCCCCAGAAUAAUGUGCAGGCCCCGAGCCACGUGCGGGCCACGUGCGUGCGGUGCGAGGGGUGGGACGUUAAAACGGCUGUUGGGACUCUGCCACGAGCUUGUUCGUUCAUGAUGCCACAUGGCCAUGGAGUGUGAAUUAAUGAGCUUCCAUACAUAGUGUUAUAUAUAUUCAGUACUCUAUAACAAUAUAUUGUAAAUGUUAUUCUCAUUACUAAAAUCACGUAAUAAUGGAAAAGAAUUUGCAAAUGUAACUGGGUAAAUUAUCCAAGACUUGGGAGCCAAACUAAGGCAUAUAAUGUUUAGGGUUCAUUGAAAAUCAAAUCUGUAAAUUACAAAAAAAUCCAAUCGCCACAAAUAUUACUGGAGGUUGGAAAUAAAUAAGUUCAACAACACACACACAGGUGUGUGCAGCAUUACAGGUACAAAAGCUCUUGGCCAUAUUCAGACCACCAGCUCGAAAGAACUGGCCAUUUUGCUCCGAGGUAGUAAUCUCCAUAUAUAUAAAAGGCAAAGUUGUGAUUAUGUGUGUCUGCUCAAAAUGUUUAGCGUACUUCCCGACAUGCAACAAACUGGAAAUUUGCCAUGUGGGUACUUUCCAAACUGUCCACCAUGCAAAAAUUAUAAAAAUACACUUUUGGUUCGAUUCCCGCUCACGGCCACCACCGGUGACGAUUAUUUUAACCGGUCCUGGGCCUCCCUUAGGUCGACUCAGCCUCAAACGACUAAUUGCUGUGGUGUGUGAACAUCGCCACUGGGGAGACAAAGGCGGCCGGGCGUGGUGGAUCCAAGUCCUGGGCGAAGCCGGGUAGUACAGCUAGUUUAAAUGAUAAUUUCCACAAUUAUUUUGAGCUGGUAAUAUGGAUUAGACUUUUGUACAUUCAAUGCAGCGCACUGGUGUAUGUUUUAAAAUCAAUUUGUUCAUUAAAAUGCUUGAAACACAGCCAAACUGAUAUUUAAGAUUUAGUUUUCAGUCAAAGUGUUGCAUACACAACCAGCCACAAAGCAAGUUAUAUGUAACUGCUGAAAUGUCCAGAAAAUCAUCGCGUGCUGGCUUUAACAGCUGCCCUGUUGGUCCUUGCAUAAUCACUUUUAAUCUUUUGUGCUGCAGCCACUCGAUCUUGUGUGUUUUACGGCGGGUGGAGGCAGUGCUUGUAAAAAUAACUUGGCAAAACGUGGAUAAUGAAAAUGGUGGAAAUGUGAAGUAGUGUUUGUGCGUGACACGAAGUUCAGGAAAUACUAUGUGCACCAUGGUUUAGCCAAUUGGGCAGCAGUCUUACCUGGACCUCCAAAACUCGCAUGCAAGAAAUGUAACCAAUUUCUAACAUGAAAUUAGGUUUCAUAAUUAUUUAGGUUGAACAUCAUUCAUUUCUACUUCAUCACAUUGGACCAGUUGUAAUGGGAAUUUCAUAUAACCAAUGUGGAAACAGACACUUUUGAUUUUGAGACUGUAGACUGGUUCAUUCAACAAGAACCCCAUGUACAUUUGUAGAGUAUUUUUUUCGUGGAAUCUUGGGAGAAAUUUUCAAAGAGAGUUACCACUGUGUGCAUAUUGUUCACCUUGUAACCCUGUUCACCAGGUCAUGAAAGCAACCAGCGCUGACUUGGAUCUAUAACUUUGGUUUAAAAAUCAUUUCACAUUGUGUUUUUGUGUAAAUAAAAUAUGGUAUGUAUAAAAUGUCUUUAAUUAGGGGUUACAUAGAGUACCUGUGUAAAAAAAUAUAUGAAUCUUGAACUCGUGAAAUCAGGAACAUGGUUUUCCUGUGCUUUCUUUGAACAUGGAAUGGAGUAUUGUGUGCCCAGCUGUUGAUUCAUGUCGGUGGCAUUUAGACAAUUUUAGGUACAAGGAAUGGAAUGUAAACUCAUAUAUAGCUUUUGUUUCUUGUUCUGAGGUUCAGAGACUCAAAGCUGAGUUUGACAAAUGCCAAAUAUUUACCAGGAAAGCCUCAUUGAGUCUCAAGACCUUUUUUUCAGGAGGGUUCUGCAUUGGGAUGAUUGGCUUAUGCCAUUAACUAUGUUUGAUUUUGCCGAGGGACAACACAUAUCCCAGGAGGCAGCCGGUUGAACUGGAUGUGAUCCACCACAAGUUCGGUGGAAGCGUGCUCUGCUCCUAUGCAGGCCCAUCCAAAGUAAUCCUCAAUUUCACUCAUUGUGAUUACGUCCUCCGUGAAUGUUUUUUCACCGACGGGUUAACGAGCAAUUUAGAGGUGGGGUUGACAUAAUGCAGGAAUGAGAGUCACCCGCUGCUAGGCAAUAGGCCUAUAGUGACAUUGAGUGUUCUAUUGUGUGCCUAGACUCGAGCCGUACCGCUGUGUUCCUGAACAUAAACCAAACAAUACUUUAUUAGCCUGAGCAAAACCCUCCUGAAAAAAAAUGUUCACUGAUAAUCUAUGUUUUCAUGCAGGCCAUGGGACUGGUGAAUAGUGAAUUGUUUAGGGAAAGUACAUUGCAGGAGGUAAGUAGAACAAUGGAAGGACCUGGGCAUUGAGGACGUGAUGGUGGGAUUGGAUGAGGUUAAUAACGGUAUUUUUGAAAACAUCUGUUGGGGUGCAUUUUGUUGUAAUGGAGUUUUCGCUCAAAGCCCCACGCCCCCACAUGGGGUCUCGUUUAGCUGCUUUAUCCCAGAUGACCAAGGGCCCCCGACAUAGCCCCCAUGUCCGAGUCAUUUUCAUUGACUUAAGGCUUUUUUUAAACUACCCUGUGUGGGAAUCGUAUAGUAUAGAUAUGAAUGCAUUUUAAGCUUUCAAUUAUGUAACUCCAAAUUGUGUUUUAUUGACACAUUUCACAGAAAAUAUGAUUCAUUAUUGAUGUUUGGCUCCGGACACGUAAUGAUCUGACCAAAUCUUUGUUGGUCAAACCCCCUUCACCGGACAUGGCCAAACAAAGCAACCGGCACGUGUAGGACCGUUUAGCACACCAAUUAUUGUUUCAGUUCACUCCGCAUUGAGUUGAAAAACAAUCCUCACAGCCACAUUUGGUAUCAAAUAGACGUAACUAUCUGAUUGAUAAAUAUGCGUCUUUAAGUUCCUCCACCAGAUACUAGUCUCAUUGUAAGUUUGGAUGAAGAUUGUUCAACUUACCGUUGAGCAGAAACAAUCAUUUGUACGUUAAACGCAGAACACGUGCCAAUUUGGCUCUUGGGUGGUGGAGGGUAAUAAGGACGCAUUCGGUCAGACCGUUGUGGCCUAACCAGAAAUAUAUUAUGAAUCAAAUGUGUUGUGAAUUUGGAUAGCAUUUAAGGCAAGACCAUUCACAUCUGCAUCUUUGUCAAUAUUUUAAUCCCGAUUCGUGGCGUCGUCCCUCCGUUAUAUUGGAUUUGGAGAGACAUCUGCCUCUAGGAGCCCAGUUCUCUGUUACAGGAAUCCAUGCCUAAUUUACUUUCAUAUUAUAUCUGGCACAAUUUGUAUUCGUUAGGGUUGGAUAAAAAGUAAGGAUUUUAAGUGCUUGCUAGCUUUUUACUCAGUGGGCAAAAUCAAUGGGCCAGUGCCUUGUCUACUUGGCCGUUAAUAACGGUGAUGAAUAUAGUUGAUAGGGGCCCACAUUAAUCGUGUAAGAUGGGGCCCUGGCAGUCAAUAGCAUCUCGGUGCUGGAGAGCUUUGUCAACAUUUUUGCAGGAGAGGCUAAUUCAUAUUUUCACUGUGGUACAUCACAUUUUGCUUAUUUCACCAUAGGUGGUGUCAUUAGGUGCUAUUCAACACAUUGGAAUAUGGGGUGUGGUGGUGCCGCACACAUGUCACAUGAACUUAAAGACUGGAUUGAUGGACUGUGCAGAGAGGUGCAUGAGGUUGCCACCUGUUGGGCAAUGAGGUGGCCAUAUCUCUCAAGAUGGCAAAUCAAAGUUUUGACCUGUGUGGAGAUUCUACUACUUUUGUAUGAGGUGGGGUUUGUCCAAUCAUUGCAAACAGUAAUUGGACAUUAUCCAAAACUAGGACCCCCGUGAGAAAGUAUUCAUCUUCAAUAACAUUCUCUUUGAUAAGAGGAAAUAGCUACAUGAUAUUGUUAUCGAAGUUAUUUGUUGAUUUACAAAAUUCACUGUUCAUACAAUGUCACUUUUGUGAGCCAAGUCAGUGCCUCUUGUUAACAUUUCCCAAAAUGGUGGCUCAAGCUGUUGCAGGACUGACCCUGUCAUCACAAGCUUGAGGAUUGUACUGAGAAGAUACAAGCCGUUUCAAUGAAGAUUAAUUCGCUGUAUAAACUGUCUCGUGUUAAAAAAAAAAAACACAUUUGCAGGGAUACAUCAGUCGCUCCCUAAAAACCCUUAGUUUGUGUGAUACCACAGUAAUGCUCAUUGACAGCACCGGUACCAUGGUGAGCAAAACAAUGGAUUAUUGUGAAUACAUGAACUGAACUCUACUAACCCCACUGGUGUCGUCUGUCUUUCAGAAAUGGUACUGCAAAUAAGACUGGAGGGCUUCAAAUGUACCUUUUAUUAAGGUAUACUAGUAUGUCAUUGUUACGUUUAAAUAAAUGUAGAGGAUGCAUGGAA
Lethenteron reissneri (Far Eastern brook lamprey) is the source of this 8770-nucleotide messenger RNA. RefSeq names its product GTPase HRas. The record is from RefSeq and is a predicted model, not a curated record. Gene Ontology annotation, molecular function: GTP binding; GTPase activity. Gene Ontology annotation, biological process: signal transduction. Gene Ontology annotation, cellular component: membrane. NCBI's taxonomy places the organism in Eukaryota, Metazoa, Chordata, Hyperoartia, Petromyzontiformes, Petromyzontidae.